AUGAACCAGGAGAUCGAGAUGCAGGCGGCGGCCUUCAAAGACAAGAAAUGGGGGUCCCCAGCCAAUAAAGAAGGUGCAGAUGACCCUGCCUAUGAGAAUAUCACCUUCAAAACCCAGCACCAGCCAAAGGGCAGUCAUUCACCACCCAAGAGUAAGGCCCAGUCCAAGCCACCCUCCAACCCUGCCCAGGUCCCCCAUUGGUUGCCUAGAGCCAUGAUGAGUCUGUAUGUUCUCCUCGCUCUGUCCUGCAUCGUCCUCUUAGCCUUGGUCCUGGUGAAGAAUUCCGAGAUGUCCCAGGAGCUGCUGGUCUUGAGAAGGGAGCUCCAGAACGUCUCCCUUUCAGUGAGAGAGUGCCAGGACAAGGAGAAGAAGCGCUGGAGCGAUGUCGAGCAGGGCAUUGACACGGUCAAGAGCAAGGUCCAUGAAGGGAACCAGAAACUGAGGACGCUGGCGACAGUCUCAAACAUAAACGAAAUCAAGGCUACAUUACAGAAAAUCCUCCAGAUGUUGAAGAUGCCAAAUCCAAACAUGCGUAUGGACCCUAAGACAAGUGGACAUGUUCGCAUGGACAUAUGUGUGUCCCUAAGACAGAUGGACGACCCGUGCCGCUGUCCCCUUGAUCACGGGCCAACCAAGGCCAACCAGGCCCCCGGCCCGGGCCGCACCCCUCUGGAAUCACAGAGCGCGCCCCGCCCGUCCCGCCUCGGCGCCUGCGCACGCCGGGACUUUUACGGCGCCGUAAAGCAGCUCGGCCGAAUUGGCUGCCGCAAGUCCCGGUGA
This is a messenger RNA of Mesoplodon densirostris (Blainville's beaked whale), 780 nucleotides long. It is a transcript of the gene MCEMP1, whose product is annotated as mast cell expressed membrane protein 1. The coding region runs from base 1 to 780 and encodes 259 amino acids. The transcript has 9 exons. NCBI's taxonomy places the organism in Eukaryota, Metazoa, Chordata, Mammalia, Artiodactyla, Ziphiidae. The record is from RefSeq and is a predicted model, not a curated record.